This is a messenger RNA of Eurytemora carolleeae, 1282 nucleotides long. Its product is annotated as histone-lysine N-methyltransferase SMYD3. The record is from RefSeq and is a predicted model, not a curated record. NCBI's taxonomy places the organism in Eukaryota, Metazoa, Arthropoda, Copepoda, Calanoida, Temoridae. Gene Ontology annotation, cellular component: nucleus. The coding region runs from base 39 to 1229 and encodes 396 amino acids. The transcript is spliced from 17 exons. Gene Ontology annotation, molecular function: protein binding.
AAUUCAAGAAACAUAAAGUUUUCUUAAAUAAAUAAAUAAUGGAGUUUUUCUUGUCAGAUCAGACAAGAUUUAUGGUAAAGCUUCUACUAAAACUGGAGAUUGAAAAUGGUUGGGAGGCAGAGGAGAAUUCAGGGGUUCUUGAAAAACCCAGAAAAUUUAAACAUCUUCUCAGCCAUUCGGAUAAGCUGUCACGAGAGGAUAAGGGUCUGUUCAAUCUCUUUAAUAUCCUGAAAGAUUUGAUUCCUGAGUCUACACAGUCCUGGGAAUAUUUUCUAGAGGUGUAUGGCCGCCUUGUAAUAAACAGUUUUGAAAUUAAUGAUGAAGAAGAUGAUAAGGCAGGUUGGGGUUUGUAUUUAGCUCCUUCACUUCUUAAUCAUUCAUGCGUACCCAAUGCUGAAGCAGAGUUUUCUGGGAAACAGAUUAUAAUUAGAGUGAAUGUAAACAUACAUUCUGCUGCUCUGAGCGACAUUUUUAUCUCCUACAUCGGACUAAGUGAAAGUACUGAGAAAAGAAGAGAAAAAUUAUCCAAAUAUUAUCAUUUUCAUUGCAUUUGUUUAAGGUGCCAGGGACUGAAACUCAGCUGGAAAUCUGUUGAAGAUUUUAAUCCUAAAUAUACAGAGUUAAUUGGACAAAAAGAUAGCGUUCUUCAAGCUGUCCUAGAUAAUGCUCGGGGAAAAGAAAGUGAUUUUCUGUGGAGUUUACGAUGUCCAAGCUGCACUGGGAGGCCGGUCAAAUGUUCCAGAGAUGAGACGUACGGUGUGAUAUGUACAUACUGUAAUAAAGAAGUUGCUAAAGAGAAUAUAGAAAUCUACCAUGAAGUCCUAACUGCAGUGGAACAACUGAUCACUGCUAAGAUAAUUCCUAUGGAUGGACCACAGCAAUGUAUUGAACUAAUGACAGGUAUUGUAUAUCCCUAUUGUGAGAGCUAUAUUCGAUGUCUAGAACUAGCAGUAGAUAAUUCUUUACUUCAAAAUAAUCUUCAGAUGGCAGCAGAGUAUGGAGAAAGUCUUUUAUCAGUCUGCAGAAGGUUCUGUCGAGGCUCAUCAGCGUGUAUUCAACUUGUUUUAAGGCUCGCCCUGUUGUAUAAAGAGCUGGGUAAUCUGGAGAAAGGAAUGAAACUGUUGGAACAAGCCCAGGUUCAUGCUUACUCUGACACUCAGCUAUCCUUUCAAGUUCUAAAUACAAUUCAACUCUACCAUGCAACUAACGCGAGAGAAAGAGAAGAAUAAAUGUCGUCUUCGCUGAAAAAAUUCUAAAACAUUUAAUAAAAUUCACAAUUUUA